AUGGCGCUACAAAUCGAAUCGCACGCGAACGACUCUCAGAUACAGCUUCACGACUUCGAGGCCAACCGCUCGAACGAGGACCUCACGUUCGCCCUCCCACGAGCAGAUGGUGGCAGACAUGCAUGGCUCGCUCUAGCAGGAGCUUUCACAUUAGAAUACGUGGUCUGGGGAUUUCCCUUCGCAUUCGGUAUAUUCCAGGAAUAUUUUCGGACGCAUGAGCCAUUCAGUCACGAACCCACUGGAAUUGCGGCCAUAUCUACCACGGCGUCCGGCAUCAUGUAUCUAUCUUCUACUCUCGUGGCAAUAGCGCUUAAGCGAUGGCCACAUAUUCGACGUCCAUCGGGAGUAAUUGGUCUGGGCGUUAUGAUCCUUGCCCUGCUUGGGGCCUCCUUUAGCAACACCACCGGAGCUUUGAUCGUCACACAAGGCGUGCUCUAUGGACUGGGCGGCAUGACCUUGUACUUCCCGUGCAUGUAUGUCGUCGAUGAGUGGUUCAUCGCACGCAAAGGUCUCGCUUUCGGCGUCGUCUGGUCAGGCACGGGAGCUGCAGGUGCUACUGUGCCAUUCUUAGCGCAAUGA
Fulvia fulva is the source of this 579-nucleotide messenger RNA. Its product is annotated as Fujikurins efflux protein. Gene Ontology annotation, cellular component: fungal-type vacuole membrane. The coding region runs from base 1 to 579 and encodes 192 amino acids. The transcript is spliced from 2 exons. The record is from RefSeq and is a predicted model, not a curated record. NCBI's taxonomy places the organism in Eukaryota, Fungi, Ascomycota, Dothideomycetes, Mycosphaerellales, Mycosphaerellaceae.